CCCGCCCCUCCAUCUAUCACAUGGCCGGAGAGCCACAAAAACAACAGCUUUGGCCAAGACCCUGACUUAAGGGACUGGAGCCCGGGGCUCCGGCCGCCAGCCCCCACCCAUGGAGGAGAGUAUUCUCGAAUCCUUUGGGAGGCUCAGCCUCCAGCAGAAGCGGCAGCAGCAGCCUCGGCCGCCGGCCCCGCCGCCCCCGCGCGGGACACCUCGGCGCCGCCACAGCUUCAGGAAGCGCCUCUACCUCCUGCGAGGCCUCCCGGGCUCGGGGAAAACUACCCUGGCCAGACAAUUGCAACAGGACUUUCCCAGAGCCCUGAUUUUCAGCACGGAUGAUUUUUUCUUCAGGGAAGAUGGUGCCUACGAAUUCAAUCCUGACUUCCUGGAGGAAGCUCAUGAAUGGAACCAGAGAAGAGCAAGAAAAGCAAUGAGGAAUGGCAUAUCCCCCAUUAUUAUUGAUAAUACCAACCUCCACGCCUGGGAAAUGAAGCCCUAUGCAGUCAUGGCACUUGAAAAUAACUAUGAAGUUAUAUUCCGAGAACCUGACACUCGCUGGAAAUUCAACGUUCAAGAGUUAGCAAGAAGAAACAUUCAUGGAGUUCCCAGAGAAAAAAUACACCGAAUGAAAGAACGGUAUGAACACGAUGUUACCUUUCACAGUGUGCUUCAUGCAGAAAAACCAAGCAGAAUGAACAGAAACCAGGACAGGAAUAAUGCAUCACCUUCCAACGGUGCAGGAUACUGGAAUACCUACACAGAAUUUCCAAACCGGAGGGCUCAUGGUGGCUUCACAAAUGAGAGCUCCUUUAACAGAAGGGGUGGUUGUCACCAUGGAUAUUAGAGGCCUACCUUACAGGCACCGAAAAUUUUCCUAAAGAAGUUUUUACUUCAAUUUUUAGUAUUUAUUCUUUGUUCAGUUUUAGUCAGAGCUCUAAUUACAGUGUAAAAAAUCAAAUCUGAAAGUUUUUGAGAAGUCAUUAUAUUCAUCUUCAACCAGCAUUUGUUCAGGUGACCCUAUAUGCAUGGUCUGAUGCUGAAAAUUCUGCAGGUUUGAUAAAACAAAGUCAGUUUCCCUAGGAAUUUGAAACUGAAACCUAAGAACAUAAUCAGUCCAUAAAUAAUGACACCAAUGUAUUUAUGAUAUAUACAAGCUUUAGUACCCCUUACUCUGAAGUAAUCUAUUUUUUCAGGAAAUUCAUCUCUGUCAGGAAAAUUGGAAAGAUGGGGGAAGAGAAGUGGAGACAGGAAAAUUUUUAGUGCCAUUGCUACUUUGAUAAUCUAGGAAUCCAAAAAUGUGAGAUGUGUGGCUGUAAUGAUACUAAUUUCCUAUUAAAAUGAAUAUACUAGAAAGUAUGCAUCUAAGGAAUACUGCCCUUGAACGUAUUCAUUUUGGGAAAUUAGUCCUUUAUUCUAGUGAUUUAUCAUUGUUAAAAAUGUCAAGUUCUGUUGCACAAUUGAGGAAAAUUAGUGUCAUUAUUUAAGUCACAUCUUGUGUUUUAACCACUUUUUUGAACAGGAUUAAACCUGAAUCAUUGGCUGUUGUGCUAAUAGUGUAAAUAAAACAAGCCUACAUUUACAAAACAACAGUUUUUAAGAGGAUCAAGCAAUUUUAAAAGUUAUGUGUGCCUAUAAACAUGUGUGUAAUCAGUUGGCAGCGUAAAUGUUUGGGAGUACAAACAAGCAUCCCAGGAUAUAGGUGAUAUAUAAAUAUGUGAAAGUCAUGCCCUUUAUAAAAUGAGCUCUUGGUGUCUUAUGUGGCAUUAAGACAAAAUUCUACCACAACUCUGCAAUGUCCCUUUCAUGUCAAUAUGGAACUUAUGAAUUCAAAUUAAAUCUCCACAGGUUAUAAUCAGAUUUGCUAUGAGACCAUAAUAGAUAAGACCAUGUAGGAUGUAUGCUUUGUUUUUUGUUGGCCAACAGCUUCUUUCUAAUGUUCUGUGAAGUAUUAUUUUAAGUGUACUAAAUGGUGCUUUUAUUGUUAUUAAAAAUUAUAUAUGGUAUUGGUUUAUGGAUUUGUCAUUCAAUCUAAGCGUUGUGGUGGUGUUGAAAACAAAGUAUUUAAUUACCUAGGUCCUACAGAAUUCUACCAUAAGAACUGGUUUCCCUAUAUCAUAAUCUUAUUUACUAGUCUUCUUUAAUAAAUAUUACUUGAUUAUGUACAUUGAUCAGUGUAUACUAGAAAGACUAUAUUACUUUAAUAUUCCAUUAUUUGAGACUAUUGAAAUCUACUCAACAUCCUCAUGACU
Messenger RNA from Talpa occidentalis (Iberian mole), 2246 nucleotides. It is a transcript of the gene N4BP2L1, whose product is annotated as NEDD4 binding protein 2 like 1. Bases 110 to 841 code for a protein of 243 amino acids. The record is from RefSeq and is a predicted model, not a curated record. Lineage: Eukaryota; Metazoa; Chordata; Mammalia; Eulipotyphla; Talpidae. The transcript has 5 exons.